Arvicola amphibius (Eurasian water vole) is the source of this 999-nucleotide messenger RNA. Its product is annotated as olfactory receptor 52M1-like. Gene Ontology annotation, molecular function: olfactory receptor activity; G protein-coupled receptor activity. The coding region runs from base 1 to 999 and encodes 332 amino acids. Gene Ontology annotation, biological process: G protein-coupled receptor signaling pathway. The transcript has a single exon. The record is from RefSeq and is a predicted model, not a curated record. Gene Ontology annotation, cellular component: membrane. Lineage: Eukaryota; Metazoa; Chordata; Mammalia; Rodentia; Cricetidae.
AUGGAGACUGUACGAGGAGGACUUCAUACCCAUGCUCUGGGCAGCGCCACCACAGGGGCGGCUAACAAGUCCCAACUCUCUCCAAGCACCUUCUGGCUGAUGGGCAUCCCGGGUCUGGAGCACCUCCAUGUCUGGAUUGGAAUUCCCUUCUGCUCCAUGUACAUAGUGGCUGUGAUGGGGAACGUGACAAUCCUGGCUGUGGUGAGAGCAGAACGCAGCCUCCACGAGCCCAUGUUCAUCUUCCUGUGCAUGCUGUCAGUCACUGACCUGGUCCUCUCCACAUCUACACUGCCACGCAUGCUCUGUCUCUUCUGGAUGGGAGAUCAUGACAUUGCCUUUGAUGCGUGCCUUGCCCAAAUGUUCUUCAUCCACAGCUUCACUGCCAUGGAGUCUGGCUUCUUCUUGGCCAUGGCCAUUGACCGCUAUGUGGCCAUCUGUGAUCCACUGCGCCAUGCCACAAUUCUCACCCACAGUCGCAUCGCCCAAAUGGGAGUAGCUGUGGAGCUGCGGGGAGUAGGCUUCUUUUCUCCACACCCCAUUCUGCUCAAGCAGCUGCCCUACUGCAGAACUCGAAUCAUUGCACACACCUACUGUGAGUUCAUGGCUGUGGUGAAGCUGGCGUGUGUGGACACAGGAGCCACCAAGCGCUAUAGCCUCAGUGUGGCCUUUGGUAUUGGCUCCUGUGAUGGUUUCUUCAUUGCCAUCUCUUAUGUUCUGAUCCUCCGUGCGGUCUUUCGCCUUCCAUCUCGAGAAGCAAGUCUGAAAGCCUUAGGCACCUGUGGCUCUCAUGUCUGUGUAAUCCUCGUUUUCUAUUCCACAGCUGGGUUCACUUUUCUGACCCACCGCUUUGGUCACCAUGUGGCCCCCCAAAUUCACAUCCUAGUAGCCAAUAUGUACUUAUUGGUUCCACCAUUUCUUAACCCCAUUGUCUAUGGUGUUAGAACCAAGAAAAUUCGAGACAAUGUUCUUAGUACUCUAAGAGUAAAAGGUAGAUGUUGA